This is a messenger RNA of Amoebophrya sp. A120, 5740 nucleotides long. NCBI's taxonomy places the organism in Eukaryota, Dinophyceae, Syndiniales, Amoebophryaceae. The record is from the annotation of a GenBank genome assembly.
AUGUCGGAGUUUUUCGACCUUCGCAGAAGGAACCUUCUGGAGGACUACUUCUGGACCCUGCAACAGGCGAACGACCAGGAGCCAAAGGAGCGGGCAGCGGCCAUAAAACUCCAGUCCUUCUACCGAGCGUCGAACGUCAGGGAAAGAUGGCACGCGGUGCAUUUUGCCGGGCUGUUUAUCCAGCGAGUAGCAAGGGGAAUGCUGGGGAGGCGUAUAAAGAUUUAGUCGAUCUUGUUGAUGCGGUCUUUCUUUUGCGUAGCUAGUCAAUGUGUGUGAAACUGAAUGAAAGUGAAACUAUGGCAGGUGGUGUUAGUAGUUUUGCAGCGGGUUUGUGAAAUGCAAAAUCUGAACACGAAGAAAAAUAUCACAUUGUACACUUCAUCAGUGCGAGCGAAGGCGCAGAUAUGGAAAGAAAAAAGUUCGUCAUGUUCACCACUUUGCAGGUUUUGCAUACCAAAUUAUUCUUCUAGCUCUAUUCUUGUAUUGCACAAAGGACACAAGGGAAGAUAUAGUCGUGUAAUUCGACGACUGUGAUGGAUGUCUACGCUUGACAAAACAGUUGUGUAUUGCAAAAAUGCGCAGGACGAACUUUUUUUUGUUUGAUAGCAGAUGAUUAAACGAGUGCAGGAAAUGAACAUGAACUACUUCAACCACUGCGCAGCAACGGUAUAGGUUUUGUGUAGCAAGUGUUUGCAUGACAAGUUUCUUUGUGUAGCAGGUUCUGCAGGACAAGUUUGGUCAUAUAGAUUUUUCUUGUUUAGCAGGUGUUUGCAUGACAAAUUCAAUUUCUUUCAAAGUCACCUUUGUUUGUGAUGCGGCAUUUUUCGAAUUUACAAUGUGGUAGCUGCUGUUAUCUGAAAAAUUUAAACCAAUUUAUCCCAGAUACAAAAAGUUUUUCGAGGGUACUGGAGCAGACAAUACACGCACUGCAUGCUAUGCUACAGCAAAAUCUACUUUGUGCCGCAAGUCUUCUUCAAGGCUGUUUCUGUCAUGCUGCACUGGUAUGAAAAAGAUGAUUGGAUAUUAGUGUCGUAGUGACGAUGGUAGUACGACACGUAGGAGGUACUAGCGGCAACCACGCCCAUGUUGCUAGGUCGAUUUCGACCUGGGUCGUGGACCUUCCAGGGGUGCCCGUUGACGGACCUCCAUGCCGAGGGUCGAACCGCCGUCGAGGUCCUCUUGCAUGGCAGGUACUUACGCCGUAAACGCGUACUACUUACUCAAGAAAUGAUCACUGGCAACACAAAUUUGCACCUUGGCGCGUGGUUUUUGCUGGGAUAGACGCACAGCAGAAAAAAGUUUCUCUCCUAUCCAAAGUAAAAUAAACGUCCCCGCCCCAUAGUCGAUGAGUGGGAUGUCUGCAACACAAAUCCAGAAGGAUUGGGAAGUACUAACUAAGUACGCAUACCAUGUGUUUUUCGCUGCGUUGUAGUGCAGGUUGGCAAGGAGGAUACAGUCGCAUCACAGAGCCAUCCCUCUAUCCUGAAGUUGCAGAAAAACAUGAUUUGAAGAGCCUCUCGUGGAGAUGCACUUGCAGAUUAAAAGCGUUCUUCGGGAGGUAAUUGCAAAUCUGCAUGACAACUGUGGGAUGGGGACGUUUUUGCUCAGGAUAUCUCCAACGUCCAAACGGUCGGGCAGAAGACAAACAAGUAUAAAGAACGUCUUGUUUUUCUUGCUUAUUCUCGUUUUCGCAUGAGAAAUUCCCCCUACUAACUUCUUCCACGCUCGCUAUUCCAAGGUCUGCAUGAGAAUAAACCUCCAAUUUUUGAAUUCGAAAAUGCACCCACAGCUGGCUGCAAAGUUACGAGAACGAGAAGCAGGCGGAGCACCUAUUACAAUGAAAAAUGCCCCCACCCCAGAUCUUGGCAGCGUUUGUAUUAUUGCAAACCUUUCCAAUGGUAACACUCCCCGUCUUGCAUAUCUCAGCAUCGCAAAUUGGCCAUGCUGAAUAGCUAAAAUUUGUGUUGCAAAGGAGCGCAACAGCAGCCGGAUCUGUUAUGCGCAAGACACCUUGCUCACCGAGACUCUGCAUCAGAAAGGCUCGCAAUCCUUCCAUGCAGGACAGAAAGCUUUCAUUUGGAAACUUUGCAUGACAAACCUUGUUUGCAAAUUCCGGGUUGGGGGCAUUUUUCAUUGUCAUAGCACCAGAAGAAAAUGGAGGAGGAUAGAAAGACCACCUUCAAUAUCACAAGAAAUAUAUCCUGUGCAAAAGUAUCGUACUCGUAUAAAUGCAAGUCCUGCACUACAAAUCCUUUUCUCAAGGUAAAUCCGCAUUGCAAAUUUUAUUUCUCAUGCUGAGGGAAUUUGUAAUGCAUUUAUACGAGUGCGAUGCUUUUGCAAUUCAUAAAAUAAGAGUGUCAAGAACUACGACCUCAACAGACGUUGUGAUGCUCACCAACAAGCGCAUCCAGAACCAAGCCCGCAACUGAACGAAUUUGUAUCCUCCAUAGCAUAGCAUGCAUGGUUAUCAUCAUAAGCAAAAUUUGUCCUGCCUGACUCGUCCGAUGAUGAUGUGUGAAAACUCAAACUGUUGAUCGUCAAACACUUCUUCAUUUCUGGUCGAUAUUCAACAAGCUGGCGAGUCAGUUGCACCACCUGGUCUCCACGCAGAAAAUAUGAGAGUGCACAAUUCCCCCUCGUUCUCAUAAUUUCUGAUGCAAAACAGGAAUUCCAUUCAUUGCCUGUGGUCAGUACUAUGCAUCACAAGUUGUAGUUCCAGGACCGGAAAGGGAAACAGCGUUGAAAAUAGCCGUCAAUUUGUCCUCGCAUCAAAAGCUGCAUAUGAUUUGCCAGAGCUUGUGUUGCUGUGGAUGCUAUCCAAAUGAGGGGGAUGGGGAGAAGUUGUGCACUGUCAUAGAAAAUACCUGGCGUUUACAACCCGCCGUACUCAGAAGCGUUGCCGACCGCGUUCAAUAUACCGAUAGAGGUAAGAUAGCAUUUUUGCAUAGUAUGCAGACCCACGAUUUCGAUUUCGCAUGGCACUUACCGCAUUUGAAUUCAUCAUGAGAGACUCAGAUUUCUUGUGUUUGUUAUGCCGUGAGGACAAUAAACGUUGACAGACAGCAUAAUUAUGUUGAAAUGAAUUACAAUUAAAAUUAUCACUAUCAGCAACACCUGCGACUACAAUCCACCGCGCGGAUGCCAGCGAGUCUGAGGAGACCGAACUUGAAUAGAUCGAUUACCAGCACAGUUAGGCCGCUGAACCACACAGAGAAGGGAACCACAGAUGCAGGUAUAGGAAGUUUUUUGGAAGUAGUUCUACUUAUGCGUGUUAUAUAUACAUUGCCCUGUCGUGUAAUAUCUGUAAAACAAAGCGUGCUGUCUUUACCUGUAUGAUUUUCAGUUUUGCCACAAUGACCAUCCAUCCUGAUCCUGCAUGACAGUUUUCUGCAUGGUACUUGCGUACUAGUUGUGCAUGACAACAAAAACAGCGAAAAUCCGUGGUGGCCCACCGCAGCCAGUGGCGAAAAGAGUGCCGCUGGUCAGUCGCACUGCAAACGCCGGGAGAAUGCAGGCAAUACAAGGGCCAUUUAGGACAAAGGACCAAAUCGACGUCUCGAACGCAAAAGCCUACGACCAGUAUCGAUUGUUGAUAAUAAUGUUGCAUAGUAGUACAACUAUCACGAAGUCGAUGCUCCUGUCAGAUUUAUUUUAUGGCUCGCAUCGUGACAAAAUUGAAUUUUGUGGUAGUCGCAUGCUUAUUGCGAUGAAGCAGUGUCGUGUGCAUUGAUUUUGUUUGCGAAAUUGAAAAUUUGAAUUGCGCACUAUCAGGAACCGUUCCGUCCAAGCAUCCUCGUACUACCAAGUCGUGUAUCAAAUGUAAAAAUGUCUGGUUCUGGGAACUUGUGAUGCUGGGUGGCGUCUCAUGAUGAGACUACAAAUGCUGGCUCAGCAUGACAAGUUUCUGGGCUCCUAGGUGUUGCCUAUUCUGCAUGACAAACUGCGCUUCUGCACCACAGAAAAACGGAGCUCUUGGGUAACGUGCAUGACAGAUUUAAGACUCAUGCCAGACAAGCAUGACAAACAUGAAUUCUUCCAGACCCAGACACUUUUACAGUUGAUAGCGUGCAAGACACGAAGCGCAUCGAGGGCCGGUUGUCAAAGAUCACGAGGUUAGCGCCGGACGAGUUUGUCGCAAAGAGAAAGAUCACAUACGAGAAGAUGAAGCCGACCGUGUCUGCAGAGUCGCGGUACCUCGACCGGCCGGUGGAGUUCUAUUACAAUGAAAAAUGCCCCUUUCCCAUACUAAAACGGAAAUCUGUGAUGCGGGAUUUGUGUACACAAAUCCAAUCUGUCCUGCAGUAGAGGACUGCAGGCAGAUGCAGCGCCUGAGUGGGGGCGUUUUGCCGUAGGCGCCUAGCAAGGCAGGCAUGUCCUCUGUAGGCGAUAAGGCAUUACAAAGCGCCUGCGAGACGCGGUCGAUUCUCUGGCUUUGCCCUUUUGCAAUACAGGGACGAUGUGUGGCCACAAAUCAGCAUCACAAAUUUUGGUAUGGGGAGGGGGAAUUUUUCCUCACAAUAAGUUCCGACAGGACUACACGGAGCUGCCCAAGAUAAAGGACAAGCCGCCGUUUAUCCUCCUGGAAGAACGUCCCUGCUACUUGUGCCCCAGAUUUGUCAUGCAAAUUUGCAUGCCAACCAGAGUAGUCCGCCAAAAGUUCUUGUCAUGCGCUGCAAGAAAGAGACAAAAGUGCAACUUCUCUGAUGCGGCAAUGCCGCCAUCUUGGCUAUGGCUAUGGGGUCGUGGGGACGCUUUUUCCGAGGAUACCUCUUUUCACCGCUGUGCCGGGGGGUAAGAUGCUCGCGGACUACGACGACGAGAAGUACAUUCUCGGGGCCUUGCCGGUGUAGCCGGGCGUAGGGUUUUGUCCCGAGAAAGAAAAGGACUUCGCAAAAGUAGUGGAAAAAAAAUCUGAAUAGCAGAAAGAAUUCUCAAAUUCAAAGCCAUUUUAAUAUCACUAGAAAUCACAAAAUCUGAAUAGCAAAUCAACUUCUUAUCACAAUGUUAAUCUGAAUAGCAAACAAAUUUUUGUCUGAUUUAGUCUUCAAAUUCUACUAUGAGACAGCACGGGAGGUGGUGGUAUUUACAACGGUAAUUGGCAAAGAGAUACAAGAACUUACGGCCAAGAACCACUCCAAAUCCCCUAUGUGUCUGAUUUAAGUCUUCAAAUUCUACGAGCUUUUUGAGCGUUCGUCGAAAAAGCUGUUGCGUAAGUGCGUUGUCAACAUCGGUCUUGCGCGUGGCCUUUCGACGACAUCUUCUGUAUUGCGAGUUUAGAGUAAAAAAUCGAGGUAGUCGCGACAGCGACAUUGAGAGAUGAAAAUGCUUUGUAUAUUAAAGUGAAAAUAAGAAUGCCGGGACGAGUUGAUCUAGGAAGAGAAGGAGUAGAUGGUCGUGUGGUACGAAGGAGCUGGCACCCGCUUGUGUCAACAGGAAUUUUCAUGCGACUGUCCCUUAACGGCAAAAGCAAAUUUGUUAUCAAAAAUAUACACUUGUACAUACAGCUGACGAUGUAGUUCUAGUUCGAAAUUCUGCUGCUCGGCAGCACAAAAGAAAAAUCGCACCGAGAAGAGGAAGAUCAUCAGUCAUGGCUGUUGGAACCUUCACUGAGGUUUCUCACCACUACGUUGCAGCUGUUCUGCUUCCGGAUCCGGGCACAAAGGGUUGAUGUCGUGCUGAUGAGAGGGGUGUAAGAGUAGCGAACUGUUGGGAACUUUUCCUUUGUAAUGUUGCAGUUCUG